AUGGCUUCCGAGGAUUCUACCGAAGACUUUGUAGUUGUUAACGAAAAAGAUAACGCAGAACGAGAAGCACUGACUAGGCUGCAAACAGCAGCGGAUGUGCUCGGUAAAGCUCUCGCGGUACAGGUAGCGAGUACGGAGGAGAUUCGAGCGAAAUAUGUACGCAAUCUGUGCUCCAAGUUGGUGAGCGCCAGUACGGAAACUGCGAAACUGCGGGCGGAAGUUGAAGCUCUCAAACUUUCCGCCGAUAAAAAUGAUAAAGAGAUGAAGGCAAGUUUAUAG
Molecule: messenger RNA, 279 nt
Organism: Echinostoma caproni
Lineage: Eukaryota; Metazoa; Platyhelminthes; Trematoda; Plagiorchiida; Echinostomatidae
Source: the annotation of a GenBank genome assembly